Messenger RNA from Homarus americanus (American lobster), 1850 nucleotides. It is a transcript of the gene SF2, whose product is annotated as serine/arginine-rich splicing factor 1B-like. The record is from RefSeq and is a predicted model, not a curated record. The coding region runs from base 119 to 841 and encodes 240 amino acids. Gene Ontology annotation, molecular function: mRNA binding. Gene Ontology annotation, cellular component: cytoplasm; nucleus; ribonucleoprotein complex. Lineage: Eukaryota; Metazoa; Arthropoda; Malacostraca; Decapoda; Nephropidae. The transcript has 5 exons.
GGGACUAGUUUGGUGAGCGGCGGUGGAGGGAGAGGAGCCCAAACAUCGCGUGAGGUGAAGGACGCCAUUCUGAGCCACCCGUGUACACACCUUACUGAGGAGCCGGCCACAACCUGCCAUGUCUUACGGAAGAGGCAACAACGAGUGUCGCAUUUAUGUGGGGAACCUUCCUCCGGACAUAAGGACAAAGGAUAUCGAGGAUUUGUUUUAUAAAUUCGGCAAAAUCGUCUUCAUAGAUUUGAAGAACCGCCGUGGGCCUCCGUUUGCCUUCGUCGAGUUUGAGGACCCAAGGGAUGCUGAAGAUGCUGUGCACUCUCGGGAUGGAUAUGACUAUGAUGGCUAUCGUCUACGAGUGGAAUUUCCUCGGAACAGCCUACCUGGAGCUGCCAGGGGAGCUUCUGGAAGGGGCAGAGGCAGAGGACCCCCAGCAAGGAGAUCUCAGUACAGAGUACUGGUUACAGGUUUACCUCCAACUGGCAGCUGGCAAGAUUUGAAAGACCACAUGAGAGAGGCGGGUGAUGUGUGCUAUGCUGAUGUGUACAAAGAUGGCACAGGUGUUGUGGAAUUCCUCCGCUAUGAGGACAUGAAGUAUGCCGUUAAGAAGUUAGACGACUCUAAGUUCCGUUCACAUGAGCAGGGUGAAAAUUCUUACAUUCGUGUGAAAGAAGAUUAUGGAGGAUCUAGUCCAGCCUCGGGUGGUGGUGGCGGCGGACGUGGGCGGUCGAGGUCCCGGUCACGCUCACCCAGGGGUUACCGAGGCUCUCCCACUUAUUCUCCAGUGCGGCGAUCGUACUCACGGUCACCCUCGCGGUCUCGGUCAAGGUCCCGAGAGCGCUAUUAAAAUGCACUCAUUUGGGAGUGGAUUACCUGGUUAAAGUCUUGGGUAGAACUGACUUCGGUGAAGAAUGUCAUAAUCCCAUGACUGAACCUGGUGAAGUUACCCAAUUAUGUGAUGGGUGCCAAGAAUUAAGGCUGCAGCAACCUAUUCGGGCUCAUCUUAAAAUGGAGCACUGGUCUCCAUACUGACCUCGGAUGUCCUGAGCUGACCUGACAUUGUCUCCGGACCCAAUACAGCCCUUGGCACUGGACUGGAGGACGUCAGUCCCGUAGCUAGUAGGCUGCUGCAAUAUGGCCAUCCUUCCUGCCAAAUUAUCGUAGAUUUUGGAAAGCUAGGAUUUGAGAAGUGGAGGAGGAGCAUUCACAGUGGCAUGGACGAGAGGCUCAAUCAGGAUCAGAGGAUCAGGAGGAUACAAUGCUGCAGCAAGCUAGCAAGGGGAGGAACACACUAAUGGAUUACUUGGAUGACAAUGGAUGAAAUGCUCUCAUAAGGAUCUCACACUUGGCCUUACCAAGGAGACAAAAGGAUUAUGCGGGGACAGGUUCUGCGCUUGGAGGAACUCACUGGAGGAUCAUGGAUCACUUGUGGAUAAGGAUUUGAAUCGGUCAAAGGAUUCACCAAGUAGCAGAGGACUGGAUUUGUGAGUUAAGAAUUCACCUUCCCUCCCCUCAAUUGCCUGAACUUGAUAAAUUAAAGUCCCGCCAUAGUCCUCUAGUUAGUACAAAGUUAAAGUUGCCAGUCUCUGACAUGCAUAUGAAAUCCUCUAGGUUUUUUUUUUUUUUUUUUACUUCAUUGGGGUGGUUCAAGGAGAGAUUUUGAUAAAAUAUGAGAUUUUAUUGAUCACAGAAAUAUUUCCUCAGUUACAAAUAAGACGUAUAUUUUAUAUCGUAAGGGGAAUUUGGCAAGGGCGAACGAUCUCGGUACUUAUUAAUCAGAUUUUCUUUUCCAGCAGCAUUAGCCUUGUGGGACAUCUGUUAAACAGCAGUGAUUCAUCAAUAAAAUAUUUAUGUUA